Amoebophrya sp. A25 is the source of this 1986-nucleotide messenger RNA. The record is from the annotation of a GenBank genome assembly. NCBI's taxonomy places the organism in Eukaryota, Dinophyceae, Syndiniales, Amoebophryaceae.
AUGAUGAAGAGCAGGAAAGAUCAAAGGACAAGACCACUCCAGCCACGAGGAGAGGUGCUGAGGCCGAUACUAGAGCGGAGGAAUGGGCUGUCGGGUUUCGCUCUCCGUCUUCGUGUGGUCGCAGUCGGAGCUGCCAUUCUGCUGACGGACAAUCACGUGGAUGCCACGAGCAGCAGAACAUCAUCCAGAACAUCUUUACAUGGACAAGAGCAAGGUCUUGCUAGCACUUCUGUAGGAAGUUCUUUCUCAACGUCAGCAGCUGCUUCUGAGAAGGUGAUUGAAGGAGCGCAUGAAGCAGGAGCAUCAGAUGAAUUUCUCCAAGAUACUAGAAAACAUCAAGAACUACAUCUUCCACAAGAAGAGAGUGCUUCUACGUCCGGGAGAGUUACUACAACAUCACGACUGAGAAGUGAGCGAGCUGCAUCAACGUCGAGCUCAAGUGGUACCUCCUCUGGGGAGAAAACUUCACCAACGGCUGUUGUAGAGGUUGAUCAUGAAGGCCACCACAUCAGCAAGAAAUCAACAUCCGAAAAGUCGUCAGCAAUAUCAGGCCAGGAAGCGCCGGACGAGACGUCAAAUUAAGGCUUCACUCCUAGGUCUAGAAGCCCAUCUAUAUUUUCUAAGGUCUAGAUCUAGAUGAAGCCCAUCUAUUUAUUUUCUAACUGUGUAUAGUAUUUGCAUAGAGUUAGAGAUCUUCCUAGUCCUACCUCAACAAUCGUAUUAAUCUUGAUGCAAUAUCGAUAUAAUCCUUGCUAUUUUAGAAGACUAGUUAUAAUACAUCCCUGCUCAGAACAAAAGUAAUACUAGUGCAGCAAGGACUAUAAUCAGCGAGGGACCUCCUGCUCCACGGGGACGAAGUACUUGUUAGGUUAUUUAGAAGUACUCACUGGUUUUGAUGUUGUGAUACUUCAAAUUUUCCUCAUAUAACUGUUAUUAGGGUUAGAAGGAGAAGCUCUAAAAAUUGAAGCGGGGCAUGAAAGCAGAAGAGGCACAGGAAGCACUCGCAGCUCUCUCUUCAGAGGCACAGAAGUACCUGCACAGGGAAUCUCGUGUCCUCCAGAAGCAUAGUAAAGCAAACCGUGGCCCGAAUGACGAUUUACAUGACGAAGAAGAGCAGAAAGAAGAUUAAGGACGUCACUGUAUUUCAUUGUUUUCCAGCUAAUCUUUAAUUAUGUUUAUCUUGACAUUGACUUCAAGUGGUCUGUCUUCUGAAGAGAAAGAGUUUCUUGAAUUCUAAGGCCAAUGGCAAUGUUUAUCCCGACUUCAAGAACCGGGGUUGAGUAGUUUGUUCUCUUAUCCAUAUAUAUCCGCAAUAGUUGCUUCACCGAUGUUUGUUUCACUUUUUCUUUUUCUCUUUUCUUCUUGAAACUUCUCUGGUUCAUUGGAGUUCUACGUACUGAGGAGGUUACUUAGACUUCAAGGAAGAAGUAUACGACUUUGUUUUGCGCUCAGUGAGGCAGCACCUCUGUCUAAAACCAAGCGGAGUUGCUUUUGAUCGUCGUCGGCGGUAUUUGCUUCCUGGUGGUGAGCGUCGGGUACUUGGUAUUCUGUGACGCGAUGGGGGGCGGGCUGUGUAGUCGCAAAGACUAAAGAGUACGUCAAGAACUUUCUUCACAACAAAAUCACUUUAAUCCGCUUUGUCAUUGUCUAUCUCUUGCGCAGCAUAUUAUGGAUCUACUUCAGAUAUUAUCUCUUGCUCAGGACUGAUAUGAUCAUUUCGAAGAACAAGUCUGUGUAAAUAUUGCAGGUGGCUUUGAUACUGGCAUCUUCAUUGAACAAAGAGAAACGCAGGGCUCGAUGAAAAAUAAUCAUCAUAAGUACGAGAAAAUAAGAAUGUGAACAACAAGCUCAACCACUUCUGUAAAAAUAUGCUGGGAAAAACACCUGAAAUAGGUGUUGAAAUGUUUCCAGCGGAACAGACUAUUUGAAAGCUGAGCUAAUUGUAAUUCCAAUGAAUCCAAGAGAUUAUGAUUGAAUAAAAACUAC